AAGCAACAAAUUCCCCGCUACAGCAGUUCUUUCCCCAUCCCCCACUUUAUUCGCUUUCCCAAUACAUUGCAAGCUUCCAAUAUUAACAAUGAGCUCCGCCGCCGCCUCCUUCCUCAACGAUGAGAUCAUCUUCGAGUUGCCCACUACGAUGCUGCUUUACCAGAGCGGCCGCGUAGAACGCCUUGUCAAGGACGACAUCGUCCCCCCGGCCCUCGACCCUAACACCCGCGUCAAAUCCAAGGACGUCAUAAUCAACCCCUCCACCGGCCUCUCCGCUCGCCUUUACCUCCCGCCCUCUUCUUCCACCACUUCCAAUAGCGACAGAAAGAAACUCCCGGUUCUUCUCUACUACCACGGUGGCGCCUUCUGUGUCAUGAGCGCCGCUUCCGCCAUCUACCACAACUACCUCAACUCCCUCACCGCCAAGGCCGACGUCCUUACUGUGUCAGUUGACUACCGCCUCGCACCCGAGAACCCGCUCCCGGCUGCCUAUGACGACUCCUGGGAGGCGCUUCGCUGGGUAAUGGCCGGCUCAGAUGCUUGGUUGUCGGAUUUCGGGAAUUUGGGCAAGAUUUUUCUAGCAGGUGACAGCGCCGGGGGAAACAUUUCGCACAACUUGGGUUUGAAGCUUGGAAGUGCGGGGAUGAAAGUGGAAGGGAUGGUUUUGAUACAUUCUUACUUCUGGGGAAAGGAGAGGAUUGGAGCAGAGGGGGAUGAGAAUAGGAGAUCCAAGCGCACGGCGAAGGAUGCCGAUGGGCUGUGGCCGGUGUUGUGCCCCGGAAGAACGGAUCUCGACGACCCAUGGAUCAAUCCAAUGGCGGACAGUGCGCCGAGCCUGGUGACGCUGGGGUGCCGGAGAGCUCUGGUGUGCGUCGCAGAAAUUGAUUUGUUGAGAGAUAGAGGAAGGCUUUACUAUGACAAGCUCAAGCAGAGUGGGUGGGAUGGGGAGGCGGAGUUCAUGGAGACCGAGGGAGAGGAUCAUGUCUUCUUUCUGUUCAAACCACAUAGCUCAAAGGCGGAGGAGUUCGAGGAUCGCUUGGUCAGCUUCUUCAACAAGGUGUAGAUAACAAUUCACAGCCCUCUCUCCCAUCUUUCCAGGAGAUCGAUCGAUACUUCUUCUGGUUCUCAAGUUUAUGCUGUCUGCGUCGUAUAUCCAUGUAAGAAGAGCGUAGCAAGCUCUUCAGCUAUCAAAUAAAAAAAUGUCUGCUUGUUUUCAUCUGUCAAAUUAAAAUAUGUCGACUUGUUUUCAUCCAUCAAAUUAAAAUGUUUCUCAAUCUCUUA
Molecule: messenger RNA, 1281 nt
Organism: Dendrobium catenatum
Lineage: Eukaryota; Viridiplantae; Streptophyta; Magnoliopsida; Asparagales; Orchidaceae
Product: probable carboxylesterase 2
Exons: 1
Coding region: 89-1063 (324 amino acids)
Molecular function (GO): hydrolase activity
Source: RefSeq, a predicted model, not a curated record